AUGAAAGUUGAUGUUCCUUAUCCUGGUUGGUUGACUCGGCACGAUCCACGUGUAUUCGUCUACGUUUGUAUCGCCAUUUUCCAAGGGAAUAAUCCUGUUGACCGGCCUACAGAUGCGAUGUUUAUUUCAAUAAAUCUUCUCCGCCUCGACUCCACUUCAACUGGCGAUCAGGAUCGACUACGCCAAGCCGCCAGCCAUCUCCAUCAAGCAACGCCGACUACGAUGGAUCCUGACACUCUACGUGCUAUUCUCAGUGCCCAAGCCGCAGCUCAGGAGAAGAUGCUACAAGCCGUCAUGAAGGAGAUGCGAGGCAUGUUUUCGUCGAUGACAUCCACAUCGUCGACCGCUCACGCCACAUCAGCUGAGUUCGUCACUUACUCGCUGUCUGCACGGCUGCACGAGUUCACGCACGACUCGGAAAAAGGCUGCACCUUCGACGUCUGGUACAGCCGUUACGAGGACAUCAUUACGCAGGAUGGUGCCACUAUCAACGAAGCAGCAAAGGCACGCCUCAUUGUAUCGAAGCUCGAUGCACCUGCCUACGCCCGCUUCACCAACCACAUUCUUCCAAGAAAAGCAGCCGAGAUCUCACUGGCGGAAACUAUGAAGACGCUGCAGGAACUGUUCGGGCACAACACAUCACCAAGGAUCAGCCAAGAAAUAGAUCGCCUGGUAGCUGGAAAGGUACUGACGCCGGUGGAACACUCCGACUGGGCAGCGCUGGUGGUCGUCGUUCAGAAGAAGAAUGGAUCGAUCCGUCUUUGCGCAGACUUUUCUACGGGCCUGAACGACGCACUCGAGCAGCACCAGCACCCGCUUCCGGCUCCAGACGAUAUCUUCGCUAAGCUCAACGGUGGAAGGUACUUUUCCCAACUAGACUUGGCUGAAGCGUAUUUGCAGAUAGAAAUGGGCGAGGAAUCGCGACAACUGCUCACAAUCAACACACACCGCGGCCUAUAUCGCCUCAAUCGCUUAUCUUUUGGAGUGAAAGCGACACAACUCUCGCCUAGAGACAGUUUUUAG
Haemonchus placei is the source of this 1023-nucleotide messenger RNA. Lineage: Eukaryota; Metazoa; Nematoda; Chromadorea; Rhabditida; Trichostrongylidae. The record is from the annotation of a GenBank genome assembly.